CUCUCGCUACGUUUUGUUGGGUGCUAUUAUGGAGUGGUGCAAUGAGAUAGCGCGCUUGAAGUGAAUGGUCAUUCGAAGACGAGGACAGCUGUGUCGUGGCAAUCCGAUGGUGGAUGCCUGUGCAAGUAAACAGCGUCACCUUUUGACUGGGCAAGCUUAUCGUUGCAAUGUGUGUUCAAUGCGAGAUAAAGCGGGUGGAGUCAAUAUGGGUUCUGUGUGGAAGCGAUUGCAGCGGGUCAACAAACAUGCGGCCCGUUUUCAUUUUGUGGGCAUCUGCCGGGAGUUGGAAGUGAGAGCCACGAAAAAAUGGAAUCCAAGUCGUCUCAGUGUCGUCUUCACGCGACGAAGCAGACGAUAUGCCACUACACCACUUCCGUGGAUCAACUCGAUCAAAGAGCCAUACCGGGGAAUGGUGCUGUGGGACAUACCAGAGAAUAUUGAAACAACUGUUACUCUUUUCAAGGAUCCUCGAACUAAUGAAUACGAAGAUAAAGAAUGGCAGCUAGUUAUCGAAGAUGUUACUGAAAAAACUGGAAAACGAAAACAGGUUGCAACUUGCGCUAUAAAUAUGAAGGAGUUUGCCAGAGCGGAGCCAUCUCAGUUCGAUCUGCGAUUGAAAUUUAGGCCACUGUCGGUAAAAUGCGGCGGGGCCGAACUUGUCCUCAGGAUACACUCAAAUUUUUUACGGGAAGGAAAAGCUACGGACGAAGAUAUGCAAUCGGUGGCUUCCCUGAUGUCGCUUCCUGGCCCAGUCGACGUAGCAAAUUUAGACGAUUUUGAUGAGCUGCCUUCGUCUCCAGGCUCAAAAACGACUGCCACUGGCUUUCUGGGAACGGCAGCUCAAGGUGUCCAGGAGGUACAACAGCGGAUAUUCGAGCUUACCGGCAAGUUGAAUGAAUUAGUAGAAAAUACCGAUACUAAAAGCUCUGUUCAGCUUGAUGACCAAUGCGGUAACGACACGAGCACCGAAAAAGUUUCGAAGGAAAUUACCAAAAUGGAGCCAGGCAAAGCAAAUACACCCGAAGAGCUUUGGAAAAGUUCGGGGGGUGACGAUUUGGAGCAACCGGGACCCAGCCAACAGCUGGAAAUCAGACCUGAAGGUUCAACAGAGCAACACCAAAAGUGUUCGGACAAUACAAAGACCCCUCUACAAGAAGACGACAUGACUGGCGACGAAGUGCUGCGUUGGUGCCAGCAGGUUACUCAAGGCUAUCCAAGUGUGACCAUCACAAAUAUGACGACGUCGUGGCGCAACGGACUAGCGUUCUGUGCAGUCAUACACAGCUUUAGACCUGAUCUCAUCGAUUUCAACAGUCUUUCACCAUAUGACAUCAAAGGCAAUUGCAAAAAGGCGUUUGAUGCAGCGGCAGAGUUAGGAAUACCUCGCCUGAUCGACCCCACAGAUAUGGUGAUACUCAAUGUGCCAGAUAAGCUGGUUGUCAUGACCUACCUAUAUCAGCUAAAAGCUCACUUCACGGGAGAAGAAGUACAAAUUAAACGAAUUGGAACAACUGCGGCUGAUUCAAUGUACAUCCUCGUCAGGCAACCGUCGUCGAUCGAAGAAGAAGGGGCUGAUUAUGAUAGUGAAGAAGAUUUAGCUGAAGAGCCACCUAGUCCGCCGUUGCGUGUGAUUCAAUUACCAAAAUUUGUGCGCGCUGCGGAUAAGAUGGCGGACCUCAAGUUCAAACUUAAUGCGCCGCCCAAACCUCCUCAUAGAGAAAGGCGUAGCGAAAGAAAAGAGAACGUAGUUAACAACCGGUGUGGGAAUAACACCGACGAGCAAGCGAACAAAUUUACUGAAACCGAAAGCCAUGAUCGUAAAGCUAACCGGACAGUCACUAUUAGACGGACCAUUGAGCCCAAGCUGAAGGCGUUCGACUCCGACAGCGAGUCAGAGAAGUGCGCUACCCCUCAAGAGGCAGAAACGAGUCCUGGCAGUCCACUGGCCGACAACUCGGUCGUCACCGGUAGCAAAACAGAACUUAGCAGAUCGCCCAUAGCUCCGCCGCGGUCAUUGUCGCUUCCGAAUGGAUGUUCCGAUAUCGCAAAGCGUCCAGAGAAUCGUCAGGAAGAACUGAGAAGACGCGCCCAGCAGCUCCUCGAAGAUGCUAAGAAGCAAUCUCGCAAUAGUACGCAACUUUACAUGAUGAGCACCAGCGUCUCCGAUCAGCAACUGACCGAGGCCGAAAUUAAGCGACGUGAACACCUGCGCGAUCGCGCGCGCCGUCUGAUCGCCGAGGUGAAACAAGGCCUUACGCCAGCCUUAGACCCGGGCCCAGGUGAACCUCAGCCGGGUGUUCCACUGUUUAACUCAGCUUUUUCCCCGGCCAGACCUAACGCCAGAGUGAACAUUAACGAAACCCGUUGUGGAUCUUCCUCAUUGUCAAUUUGAUCGGCUCAAAUCAAUGUCAACUGCGUACCAAAUAUAUCCGAGGAUUUCUACAACUAAUUAAUACAGACACGCAUGCACAGAGCGACUCAUUAAAAUCGACAGCGAACAGGUCCGAAGCUACGUGCGGCUCUGCCAAUUUACCAUAUGUUUUUUGCUCUAUGGCACCGGCAAUGAAUAUGCGAAAGCUAUCAAAGACACUUACGACAGCUUCUGCGGUGUUAAGUCGUAGGCCACAUAUGGUAGCGAAGGCGCUCGUUUGGGAUUCUACUGGCGGAAAAUAAACCAAUUGUUCCACAUUUUGAACUAACUAGUUGUAAAAAUAUGGAACUUCAUACUAAAUUAUUUUAGUAUGUACUCGUCAUUACUUCGUAUAGCAUUCUCCUCGCAUAUUUCGUCUCGCUCGUUAGUUGUCUGAUGCUGGAGGGAUACGUCCGGUCUUCCAGAUCCUCCUCGUUACCGGACAAGACCUAUUGGUUGAAUUUUUUCUUUUAGAUAGCGUUGUUCAUUCAAUGUAAUUAGACCAUGUACACAUCUUUGUAUAUUGCCUUAUUUUUCUAAAGCAUUUCUUCCACGCAAACAUCUAACAAGAUUUGAGAAAAUCCGUGAGAAUCCAAGAAUUCCGUGAGAAAAUCUGGAAUUUUCUCACGGAAAUCUUGUUUAGCCUGAGGAUUAAGCGUACUUGCAUGCUGCGUGCUACGGAUGUCCAAACGGUACGUUCGGAAGACGUAGAAAUUUCUACGUACCUCGUAGAAGCUUCACUUUGGCACCGUCCAGCCGUGAUGCACUCAGACCGAAGGACUGCUAUAUGUGUGAAGACUAAAUGAUGCAUUUCAGCCAAACGGUGAACUCAACAUUACAAAAGAAACCAAUGAAAUUCAACAAAAAUAUGAAUUCCAUCGCUUACUUUUUUAAUCAAAUUUACUACCAAAUUUAUUAUAGACACCAAUAUUUCGAAGUCAUAGUGAAAACAAUGUGUAUUACUCCUCUUUUGAAAUGCGGAACUAAUCAUACCUUUGUCUACUUCAUAUCGACGUAGAGGCAGCGUUUUUUUUCAUCUAUAUUAAUUCUGUGCAGAAAUUUGUCAUUGUGACUUAGUGUUGCCGCGUCGUGCUGACAUUGGCCACAAAUACUUCAGCGAUAAGUCUGCAGUUGUUCGAAGGGCGCUCUUUAAGAUGAGAAAUUAUUUUUUAUACUUUGAAAUGAAACUUUUUGUAUCACAUGAGGGAAUUAAAAUAGGCAUGUGAGGAGCUUUUGCGAGCGGGAUAUAGAGGUAAACAAAUUAUCAGGUAAAUUUUAAAAGCAACGACUCUUUCUUUUCGACCGUCACAGUAUAUGUUUAUAGUAUUGCUGGACUCAUGUUCAACGUCUUUUCGAUUAACAGCCCGCCAAUGAUAGAGGACAAAGAAAAAUUGCAGUUUAGCACGAAUCUGUGACCCUGAUAAGUAACAGCAUGUUCAGAUAGCUCUUAUCUAGAGCAUUUCCGUAAAAUAUUUCUGUUAUAGAUCGCUAAUGCUUCUACCGGAACAUACGUACGUACACAGUGUUCACGGUCAAUUCAAACACAAUGUAGGAGAUUUCUCAUAGCGGGGAUGUGUGUAAAUAAAAAGCAAUUCCUUUGAGUACGAAACAGUUAUGGCAAAGACAGGAUAUGGGUGACGACCAGCUAUUGUCCAGUGUCGCCUACCGAAGAGAAUCAUAGAGGACACGUUGUCGAUAAUUGCCGAUAAUAAUAAUAAAAACGAUACGGUAAUUCUCCCAGUUGUUCGCAUCCUAACAUACAGAAGAGAUUUCAUUGAAGAGAAGAGAUAUUUGUGAUAGUCUUGAAUUCGCUCGCAGAAGAUAUAUUUGAGAGAAGUUAUCCACGAGCGCCAGUGGCAGACUUUGUCGUUUGAAUUUAUAUACAGUUUAAUUGACUUUUACUUUCUCUGAUCUUUUUUUGGGCCUCUGCUCUAUUGUGUGUGAUCUAUUUAAGGACUAGGUUUCGGCGACUUUACCCGUAGUAACAGCACUUCGGUCGCGGUUCCUAGUAAAAAGUUAUUUGCUUAAAGGGAGUGAAGUUUUGCAAAUUAGUUUUAAGAAGUUCAGGCUUUACAGUAAAGCCAUAAUCGGAACAAAUCGUACUUACAUUGAAUAAAAACGUCUGUUACGCUUUUUCGAUACGUGUGAAUUGUCGUCCAAGUCGCAAUGUAUCUACAUCGCACUGUGUGUAGCAGGAUAUGUUCGCUGUAAUGGUAACCGAUUUCUGCAUUAUGUCACUUCUUCUCUGAUCGUCCUCAGCCACCCUUUACUAAUACGCUUCUCAUCGCAAAUCAAGUCCGGCGAAGCCCUUCUUCGCAGUAUGUUCUGCGUCUCCAUGUCUGCGGCCACCGUCACUACUAGAAUAAGGGCUGAAGCUCAGCUUUUCCCCAGAGUCGCACAGCAGAACGUGCUUUCGCUUUGCCGCUAACUCAGCUAAGAGCUUCUUAUAAUGGGGAUACUUAGCCACGUUAUGGUAGCAAUAGCGUUGCUUUAUUUGUUGCCGUCGGCUACUCUAAGGAUGCUGCUGUGGCUGUUAUCCUAAAUGAGCCUAGAAUAGGCCACUGGAAGGGCAUGCUGGGUGUAAGACUACGUACAGAGGAACCGGAUAGCACGACAACAGACGACUCCCUAGUACAGAAAGCACACACGAAAUUCUUGUCGUCCUAAAGGAGGCAGGAGUUAGGGGUGUCGCCAGGAUAGUGUUGUUUUGUUGUUUGAUGACUCAUCAAGAGAGUGGUCUCCCAGGCGGCCUAUUCAAGCUAUGUGGUGCCUGGCAAUGGGAAUCACCACGCUGGCAAGCCUGAACAGUUAAAAACAACUUUGCAGGGUCUUCUGCCUACGCUUCGAACUUAACCUAAAAACUAUUCAAAUCUGUGAAAGUGUCUCGCAUUUCUAGGAGUGCCUUUCUUAUAAUCCCUAGUUUAAACUUAAUCGUAUGUUCUGCGUUACGUUUUAGCUCCGUCCGAAAUUAACGGCAAUUCAAGUCGAAGUUCCAGCAAAGAGCGCAGCGUUAGUCGGACCUCGAGCAGGGUAAGCGAACAUUGUU
Varroa destructor (honeybee mite) is the source of this 5456-nucleotide messenger RNA. It is a transcript of the gene Ehbp1, whose product is annotated as Eps15 homology domain containing protein-binding protein 1. Gene Ontology annotation, molecular function: protein binding. The record is from RefSeq and is a predicted model, not a curated record. NCBI's taxonomy places the organism in Eukaryota, Metazoa, Arthropoda, Arachnida, Mesostigmata, Varroidae.